AAGCUGUAUACUAUUCAUCUCUGUGUUCGAGAACAGACCAGGCAGAACCAUGCUGGGAGGUUUAGGAAAGCUGGCCGCCGAGGGUCUGGCCCACCGGGCUGAGCAUGCUACUGAAGGGGCAGUCCACAUGGCUGAAGAAGUGGUCAAGGAAGUGGUCAAGGAAGUAGUGGAACAUGCCAAGGAUGCUGGUGAGAAAGCCAUUGCAAAUGUCGUCAAAGCUGCAAAAGAAACUGAAGAGAAAGCUAUCAAGGAGGUGACCAAUACAGUGACCAACACAAUAAUGCACGCCACUGAGGGACUGAAUAAACUAGGACAACAAUAAACUAGGAUCAACAUUGCCAUCACAGCUUGGACAAAAUAAAAAGCCAUGUGAAUUCCA
Messenger RNA from Antechinus flavipes (yellow-footed antechinus), 379 nucleotides. It is a transcript of the gene FAM25A, whose product is annotated as family with sequence similarity 25 member A. The transcript is spliced from 3 exons. Bases 50 to 322 code for a protein of 90 amino acids. The record is from RefSeq and is a predicted model, not a curated record. NCBI's taxonomy places the organism in Eukaryota, Metazoa, Chordata, Mammalia, Dasyuromorphia, Dasyuridae.